AUGACCGUCACUUACACCGACCAGGUGGCCACGUGCAGCGGCAUGGGCGUUUUUUGGAAACUACUUUUCCGCUGGAGAGGUAGUAUUUACAAACUGCUGUGGCCCAAUCUCAUACUGUUUGCCGUCUGUUAUUUCUCUCUGAGCUUCGCCUACCGGACGCUGAUGACACAGUCCCAGAGGAACCUGUUCGAGAAAUUAUCGCUGCACUGUCUAACGCACAUGGAUCUCAUACCGGUGUCGUUUGUGUUGGGAUUUUACGUGGCUCUGGUGGUAGGCAGAUGGUGGAGCCAGUAUCAGAGCAUACCGUGGCCGGACUCGUUAGCUCUAAACGUCAGCACGUUAAUAACGGGCCAGGACGACCGGUCGAGGCUGAUCAGAAGGACAAUACUGAGGUACGCGAAUCUCAGUAUAUUGAUGACGUUGACCAUGAUAUGUCCCGCGGUGAAGAAACGUUUCCCGACAAUGGGCCACAUGAUCGACUCUGGGUUCCUGUUGCCAGCCGAACAGACCGUGUUCGAGUCCAUGAACGCCAAGACCAGCCACUCCAACUAUUGGAUGCCGCUGGUUUGGGCAGCCACCAUAGUGACGCAGGCGAAACGGGAAAAGCGCAUUGCCGACGAGUUCUCCACAAAAACGUUGGUGCACGAGAUCAACAAAAUCAGAUCCGAUUGUCACAAUCUACUGAGUUACGAUUGGAUCAGCAUACCGUUAGUCUAUACACAGGUGACAACACUGGCGGUGUACGCCUAUUUCAUUGCUUCUCUGAUGGGCAACCAAUACCUAGACCCAAGCCGAGGAUAUCCCACGCAUCCGAUCGACUUGUAUUUUCCAGUGUUCACAUUUUUACAAUUUUUUUUCUACAUGGGCUGGUUAAUGGUGGCCGAAACAUUGGUAAACCCCUUCGGAGACAACGAUGACGAUUUCGACGUUAAUUGGCUAAUCGAUAGAAAUUUGCAGGUAUCAUAUGUAAUUGUCGACGAGCUGCAUCAGGAAUAUCCGAAAAUGAAAAAGGAUCAAUAUUGGAACGAAAUAUUCCCAGCAGAGCUACCGUACACGGAGGCGACAAAGCACAUGCAAACUGCUCCGUUUCUGGGUUCAGCUCAGCACAUCGAGCUAGGAGUAGAGUAUAUGGACAGAAGGAUAAUUGUGGCAAAUGCCGGAAACCGGAGGGGCAACGUUUGUGAAACCAAUCGAGAUUUCCCGAAUGUUUAG
Messenger RNA from Adelges cooleyi (spruce gall adelgid), 1212 nucleotides. RefSeq names its product bestrophin-1-like. NCBI's taxonomy places the organism in Eukaryota, Metazoa, Arthropoda, Insecta, Hemiptera, Adelgidae. The record is from RefSeq and is a predicted model, not a curated record. The transcript has 8 exons. The coding region runs from base 1 to 1212 and encodes 403 amino acids. Gene Ontology annotation, molecular function: chloride channel activity.